Molecule: messenger RNA, 522 nt
Organism: Brachypodium distachyon (stiff brome)
Lineage: Eukaryota; Viridiplantae; Streptophyta; Magnoliopsida; Poales; Poaceae
Product: protein TWIN SISTER of FT
Exons: 4
Coding region: 1-522 (173 amino acids)
Source: RefSeq, a predicted model, not a curated record
AUGGCGUCGAGGGAUCCGCUGAUCGUGGGAGGCAUCGUGGGGGACAUCGUGGACUACUUCGACGCGUCGGCGCGGCUGAGGGUGUCGUACAACAACCGCGAGAUCACCAACGGGUCCGAGCUCAGGCCGUCGCAGGUUGCCAACCAGCCGACGGUCCAGAUCGCCGGACUCUCCAGGUCGCUCUACACGCUCGUGAUGAUGGAUCCUGAUUCACCUACGCCCAGCAACCCUUCCCAGAGAGAGUAUCUCCACUGGUUGGUGACAGAUAUACCAGAAGGACGUGACGUCAAUCGCGGAACUGAGGUGGUGGCGUACGAGAGCCCUCGUCCGACGGCAGGGAUCCACCGCUUGGCGUUCGUGGUGUUCCGUCAGACAGCCCGGCAGGCGAUCUACGCGCCGGGGUGGCGCGCCAACUUCAACACCAGGGACUUCGCCGAGUGCUACAGCCUCGGCGCCCCUGUGGCCGCCGGCUACUUCAACUGCCAGAGGGAGGGCACCUGCGGCGGCCGGAGGUACCGCUGA